CUCCUUCCCUGCCUGACAACACCAGCGCUGCCAUCCCAUAAUAUUCAUGCACACAUUCGUGCACAGCAGUGCAGCUCUUUGUUGGCUGAGCCUCGUGCACGGCGUCAUGUUUCUGCUUCGCAUGGCUCUGAUGGCACGAGGCCUCCGAGCUGAAGGUGGAAACUCUCCGGCUCCUAAUGAGGUUCUGAUGGGAACCUGUCGAUGACGUCCACCAGAACCAGAACCAGAAGCGUCCACAUCAAGUCUCUCCCACUAAAACAUGUCAGGCUGAAGCUUUAACAAGCGGCUGCAGCCUGGCGACAGUCGCAGCGCUGCGGCCGCAGAUAAAGACGAUUAUUUACGAGGACGAGCUGAGGCGCCGGACAUGACAGUGCUGCUCGUCACCAUGGCGUCGCCGUGGGAGACGGCGGAAGACGUCACUCUGAGGAACUGGACACAAAGGAGGAAGACGGCAUGACAACUCAAACAGGAGAACAGAACCGGUGUCACUGGGUUCAGGUGGACGACAGCAGGUUCUGGACGGAGACUGAAUCCGGUCAGAACAGGUUCCACCAGAACCUGCGUCACUGAGGUCCAAACACACAAAUUCAUAAAAUCAGUAGCAUAACCUCGACCCCAUACGGGUCAUUAGAGACUCAGAGAACAGAACCAGAACACAGUCAGAACCAGAAUCUACACAAAACAUAUAAAAUGUGGAAUAAUGUCCAGUCACGGUUCUUGAUACAGAACCUUUAAAGAGCAUAAAUACUCAGGUUGAGAUGAAACAACUAAGUAGCAAACGUGGAAGAAAUGUCACUGAAGUGUGAAUCAGAGCAGAAGAACAAAGAGGAACUAAUCAGAACCUGUUCACAGUAAAAUAUUAAACAUCAGAACCAUGAAGCAGAGCCAGACUCUAGGUCCAGACUCUGGUCCAGGUUCUGGUCCAGACUCUCGGUCCAGUCUGUGGUUCUCCUGCUGGACUGGAGCCUCCUCCUCCAUCUCCUGAUUUAUUGGCCUCAGUUCCAAUAUUUGUCGGCGCUGUGUUUUCCUCCCCUUGUCUAAAUGUCACCAGUUCUUCAAGACAAUGAGGAGGACGGAGAGAGAACCGAGGGCAGCGGGGGGAACCGGGCCGGAGGAGGGCAGUGGGGGGGAACCGGGCCGGAGGAGGGCCACUCGUAAAACCAGCACAAGGUUUGGGAAAAUUAAACAUUAGUGAGAAUAGAGGAGGAACCAGAAGAAGCCUCACUGAUUCAUCUACGCUGGAGGUUCUAUGAAAGCUGCAGGAGAUCCAGAACACCUGGGUCAGAAUUAGAACAUCUGGAUCAGAACCAAGUCCAGGUUCUGGUGUCGCCUCACAAACACAACAGAAGUAAAACUGUUAAUACAGAACCUAAAGUUGCUCCAUCAGCAUCACACUGCCUCCCUUCUCCCCCUUCCUUCUCCUUCUUCCCCUUCCUCCUACUUCCUUCCUCUUCCUCCCUCCUUUUCCUGCUUCCUCCUUCUGCCUCCCUUUCCUUCCACUUCCUGUUUCCUCCCCCAGCCUCCUCCUUAAUCUUCACCUGUCUCUUCCUUCCACCUCAUAUUCCUCUUCCUCCCUCUGCCUCCUACUCCUUCCUCUUCAUCCUUCCACUUCCUCUUUCCUCCCCCUUCUUCCUCACCUUUCCUCCCUCUUUAUUCCUCUCCCUCCUCCUCCUUUCUCCUCCUUAAUCCUCCCCUGCCUCCUCCAUCCAUUUCCUCCUUCCUUCCCCUGCCUCCUUUCUCCUCCUGUCUCAUUUCUCCCCUUCCUCCUUCCCGCUCCUUCCAUCUCCUCCUUCCUCUUCCUGCAUCCUCUGCCUCCUCCUUCUACCUCCCCUUUCUUCCUCCUUCCACCUCCUCUUUCUUCCUCCUUCCACCUCCUCCUUCCUCCCCCUUCCUGCCCCUCCUUCCAUCUGCUCCUUCCUCUUCCUGCAUCCCCUGCCUCCUCCUUCCAUCUCCUCUUUCCUCCUCCUCCUUCCUCUCCUUCCACCUCCCCUUUCUUUCUCCAUCCUCCCCCUGUCUCCUCCCCCUGCCUCCUUUAUAACCGUCCCUCCCUCUCUGCUCCCGUUAUUCUCCUCUGGUUUGUUUCUCACAGCAGAACUGCCUCAUGAUGCUGCCGUCUCUAGAACCGGUUCCUGUUGGUUCUGUUGGAUCUGAACUUCUGGCUCGUUUGUGGUAGAACCUGUUAUCCCGCAUGGACUCAUUUUUGUGCGUGAAGGAGUUUUUCUUGCAGUUUGUAGAACCGAGCCGUAAGUAUGUUCCUGCUGACAGAACACGAGAACAACCUGAUGAACAAGUUCUCUGAUUAACAUUUUGAACGUCUGAUCCACUCAGUGAGAGAACGAAGAACCAGCAGCUGACAGAGAAGCAUGAACUGAUAUGUGGGGAUCAUCCCCAGACUGAACAGAACCACAGCAGACCUGCAGACGGACGGACCUCCUCCUGCUGUCCACAGAUCAGCCUGACGGACGGACGGACGGACAGACAGUCUGAUGCCAACUGUCUCCGCCGUCAAUCUCUCGGCACCACUCCUCCUCCUGUUGCUAUGGGCAACCCACUGCUCCAUGGCAACCAACUGGCUCUCCCUGGCGAGGUUUCCCCGGUCCAGGCCCGUGUCCGGUUCUGCCCCCUGCGCACGGCUCCGGGGUCUGACCGCGGGGCAGGUGGGGGUGUGCAGGGCUCGAGGGGAGGUGAUGGAGUCCGUACGGAAGGCGGCCGAGAUGGUCAUCGAGGAGUGCCAGCACCAGUUCAGGAACCGCCGCUGGAACUGUUCCACGACGCCUCGAGGGAUCAACGUGUUCGGUCGAGUGAUGAAUCAAGGAACUCGUGAGGCGGCCUUCGUCCACGCUCUGUCCUCGGCGGCGGUAGCGGUGGCCGUGACCCGGGCCUGCACCCGCGGAGAGCUGGAGAGGUGUGGCUGCGACAGGAAGGUCCGAGGGGUGAGCCCCGAGGGGUUCCAGUGGUCCGGCUGCAGUGAUAAUCUGUCCUACGGCGUCGCCUUCUCCCAGACCUUUGUGGACGAACCGGAGCGGGCCAAAGGGCUGUCAGCUGGACGGCCGCUGAUGAACCUGCACAACAACGAGGCCGGACGAAAGGCCAUCCUCCACAACAUGCAGGUGGAGUGUAAAUGUCACGGCGUCUCCGGAUCCUGUGAGCUCAGAACCUGCUGGAAGGUGAUGCCUCCGUUCAGGCGAGUCGGCGUCGUGCUGAAGGAACGCUUCGAUGGAGCCACAGAGGUCCGUCUGACCCGAAUUGGGUCCAGAACGGCGCUGCUUCCUCGGGACCCACAGGUGAAACCUCCGGCUGCCAGAGACUUGCUGUACCUGGCUCCGUCCCCGGACUUCUGCCACCUGGACCCGGAUAACGGGAUUCCUGGGACGGCGGGUCGGAGGUGUAACGGAACGUCCCGACUCGCUCCGGACGGCUGUGAGCUGGUGUGCUGUGGACCCGGAUACCGGGCGGGUCGGGCCGAGGUGGUGCAGCGCUGCUCCUGCAAGUUCUCCUGGUGCUGCUCGGUCCGCUGCCAGCAGUGCAAGAACACGGUCACCAUUCACACCUGCAGAGUGUGAGAUGCACCAAGCAGAACCAGAACCAGAACCGAGCAGCAGGCUGACGGAACAGAACCCGGAUCAGACACCAAAUGAUUUCUACAGUUUUACUUUAAUCUGGAGUUUGGUUUGAAAUGUUCUGCUGUAGAAGCUGCAGAACUCAGAGAACAAACACGACCCGUCUCUAACCCGACUCAGAUUCAGAACCGGAUCAGACAUCAGUUAUUGACUCACUGAACUGACAGAAGGUUUGAAGCUGAACUUAACCAGAACUAACAACCUGCAGCAGCUUUGAUCCUAAACUAGCUCUGUGUUGAUUCUGGUUUAUUUAUUUGGUGAAUAACUUUACUGACGUCAUCAAACUGUGGUUCUGAGCAGCUUGUAGGUCCAAACCUUAAUAAACUCAGUAGUUCCAUCAAA
Messenger RNA from Acanthochromis polyacanthus (spiny chromis), 3962 nucleotides. It is a transcript of the gene wnt4b, whose product is annotated as wingless-type MMTV integration site family, member 4b. The record is from RefSeq and is a predicted model, not a curated record. Gene Ontology annotation, cellular component: extracellular region. The transcript has 9 exons. Lineage: Eukaryota; Metazoa; Chordata; Actinopteri; Pomacentridae. Gene Ontology annotation, biological process: cell fate commitment; multicellular organism development; canonical Wnt signaling pathway. Gene Ontology annotation, molecular function: cytokine activity; frizzled binding. Bases 2487 to 3563 code for a protein of 358 amino acids.